ACUAUUAUAUCUAUUACUUUAUGAAGAUACGCAUUAGACCCAACAUAUUGAAACUCAUUUUAUCCAAGACAAAGUUUAUAAAUGUCCUCUCCAAUGUUCUAUCAACGGAAUCGGUGCAAAUAAACUGUUUUCUUUAUCGAUAUAUCUUGAUUAUCACUUUAGGAUAUAGCCUGAUGCAGAUGUUGAGGAUCAAAAUAAACUAGAAUUCCGCAAGAGAAAUACAUAUAUAUAUCCAAAAUGUCAAUCAGCGAUGACGUAACAUUGACUGACAAAGAAGCAUUGUCAUAUCUAGACGAGAAUCUCAGAAUGGCGUCAGUGGAGCAGAUGCUUUCCGCUGACAGAGAAACCCUUUUGAACGAGAUCAUAGCCGCAAUGCAUCGUCACCUACCCUUCCACACUGUCAAGAAUCUGGUCACCCCGCAAGAGAAUAGACACCUACCCACCCUGGAAGAAAUCAAGGAAGACAUGCACGAAGGAACAGGUGGCCUGUGCUACACACUCAAUGUAUUCUGCAGGAUGUUGCUUCGAGCGUUGGCAUACGAUGUAGUCUUCGUACCCAGUGAUUGCCGAGGGUACAAGGAUGUCCACAUGCUGCUCAUGGUGCGUCACCUGACAGCCGAAGGAAGCAGUCACAUGGUUGACGUUGGAUCCGGGUGUCCGUCAUUUCGUGCCAUUUCUUUCGACUUCGAGGGCGAGACGUCGCCCGUAUACCAGGAUUCCUUCCUGCGCUACCGGUUCGUCCGCCAAGGAGACGCUGUUGUCCGGCAACAUGCCAUUAUAACGGACCAAGAUAGAGCUGAGGAGUUUGAGGCCACUACCGGGGUAUGGUUUUCAUACAUCACCAUCCAUUACAAGAAAUACGUCAGGAUGGACUACUUCAAAGACACCACAACGGCAUUCUAUACAGUGGUCAAUCCGGACGUUCCCUUCUUGACCAGCCUGCGAUGUCUGGCAUUUCCCGAUAGUCGAUUCAUCUGUAUCAAAGACACCACCUUACUAAAAGAGAAAGAAGGUGGACGGGUGGAGAAGUCUUAUUUUCGAUCACGUGAUGAGAUCUUGUCGGCAUUUCUGCUUUAUUUUCCUCAAUUUCCUCGAAGUGUGAUACUUACUGCAAUGAAUGACCAAAAUGUGUCAUUUGAUUUUAAUAAGAAAGUGGAAUAAGGUAUCAAAAUGAAUGACUUUGUUGGUUUAAGAUGUCAUCACCAUGACCACGGUGAUGGUUAGAAAAUAUACAAUUAAGAAGUUUAUAUUCAAAGAAAGACAGAUAGAUAACGUGAGGAUGAUACAGAUAUACAGACAUAUGAAAAUGAAGAGAAGAAAUUUCUUGUAUAAUAUCAACUUUGAUAUAUCUAACUUGUUAUUAUGGGAUCUUAAAAAUAGGCCUAGAGUUCCUUGUAUUUCCGGAAAAGUAUUCAGCUGUGGUAGUGCUCUAUAAACUGAAUGCUUUGUAAGCCAUUAGAUAAUAGCGAGUUUUCGCACAUACGGCUCAGAACGAAUUCAAGAACAUAGUAAAUGUAUUGAAAAUGCCCGUUAAAUCACAUUGAACAGCUGGGAGGUCUGCUUUGACGAAAAUUUGUGAACCGGCACAGAAGUUUCGCCCUAAGUUCUUGAUGUGACGAAAAAUUGCAAAUAUGUAGUUGCCCAGAGUCCAGAACAAAACUGCUGCUUUGAUUCACCAAGUCUCCACAAUAAAACUUCUUGGUUGCUCAUUGUCAUGAAGAGCAUUUGAAGAUACAUUUUCUAUGUUCUUGAAAGCGUUCUGCGUCGCGGUGCCAAAACACCCUAGUUUCUCCUCUUGUCGCAUGUUGGGAAGGAGCUGUAACUUGCAAUAUAUGCAAAAAGAAUUUAAGGGUCUUAAAGCAUAGUAUUCCACUUGGCUUUGAAGUUCCUUGCGGCACACCUUUCUUCUGCCGAGGUGAUCUGUGGAAGCCUAGUACCAGCUCCGAAUUUGUAUAAAAAUAUAUAUUGGUAUAAAAAAUUAUGAAUUCCGUUAACGGUUAGUCAGAAAUAGGACAUCGAAUAUGUUUAUCAAAUUUAGCAGUUACAGUCAUGACCAUGCACACCUCAUAUUUUGUGUACCAGAGUCGAUCAAAGGAAAAUUAGAUUCUUAUAUUGAAAAGUUCAAUAUUUGACCAUGUUCUGAUCAUUUGCGUACAUUUUAAUGCUCUGUCCUUUAAUCCACGAUUUACAAUUUCCGAUAUCAGUUACUUUGCUUAUUCGUGUUUCCGAUGGUUGUUGUUGUUUUGUAUGUAUGCAGUUGAAAUACAGUGGUAUGGAAUUACAAACGUUUGCAUUCGCUCUUGAAACGCAUUACACAUUUGACCAUUCAUUAUUAAAUCAUUAAAACAGGCAGUGAACAGUUACCGGGAUACGGCGUUCUGAUGAUUGCUUUUUAAACAUUUAUCAUUAAUGUGUUCUAUUAUCUAACCAGCUGGUUAACAGAUGCAUAGCGAUUUAUCGGCGGUAUCGAGCAUAGGUUCAAAGAAAAGCUGGUUAAUGCUGCUCCUUCUUAACACCACUCUGAUUGUAGCUUUUUUUUUUACCUUGUUUUGCCUUGUACAAUUUCAAAUUUGAAUAUAACUGUCUUCUUUUGGGAAUUUUCUUUUUCCUUUUUCUUAAAGACUGUGCGAUAUACUUGUCUUUUGUGAUAUUGUCUAUUUUUUUGUACAACACAGAUAUAUACUUCAUUUAAACGGUGGUUAAUAGUUUUAAUGAAAAUAAACUUGUGAAUAUUUCAUAAUGUAAAGUUGGCUUUGGGAUUGAAUUCUUCGCUUUAUAUGUUUAAUUUGUGAAUACGCUAUAAACGUUCCCAGCUAAAAAUGUCGUAUGUUAUUAUCUUAAUAUAUAGUAUAGACCUCGGUGUUGUUACUACAUUUUUUUUUUUUAAAGAAGUGUUUGUCCUCAAUAUAAAUGAAAUGAAUUGAACCUAAAUCUGAAAUAAUUGUUUACGAAGUAGUUGGUCUACCAAUCAGUUUUGAAGAUGAAAUUAUUUAAAUAAAUUUAUCGACAAGUGACAAGAUGUUCACAUAACAAGCGGAAGUGGUUUACGGCACACGAUGAGUAAAGACCUGGAAAGGGCUGAUUAAAAAAGAGGUAGAAGUGAAAUGGAGAGGCAGGAAAAUGGAAGUUAGGAAGCAGAGUGUAGUCCUUAAAAGUACUGUGUACCAGAAAGAGUAUAAAUGGUUGAGUAGU
Lytechinus pictus (painted urchin) is the source of this 3192-nucleotide messenger RNA. RefSeq lists its product as uncharacterized. The transcript has 2 exons. Lineage: Eukaryota; Metazoa; Echinodermata; Echinoidea; Temnopleuroida; Toxopneustidae. Gene Ontology annotation, molecular function: acetyltransferase activity. The coding region runs from base 238 to 1161 and encodes 307 amino acids. The record is from RefSeq and is a predicted model, not a curated record.